CACAGGCGGAGGUGCACGCAGCACUCGGCAAGAUGUCAGAGCCACAAGUGGUCAUUGAGUCUCUUCACUUCUCUGUCGGCAUUCUUGGUAUAGCUGGAGGGUCCCUGCUAUUACUAGUAAAUGGCUACAGUCAAUCUGCCACAGAACCCUUUAUUCCGAAAACAGCUAUGGGGAUUAUACUACUACUUAUUUCUUCUCUCCUGGCCUACAGUGGUCUACGUCGAAGCUUGAGCCACUCGCCACUCUUUGUGUCACUGUGUCUCACCAUCUCAGCUCUGUGGUGUGGUUCAGGAUUAAUCAGUGUCCUGGCAGGGGAGGGGAUCUUGGUUGGUGAAACUAUGUAUCGGAAUGCUAUGGUUCCUGGUUUGGCUUCUUUCACUGUUGCUUUACUGGUUAUUGGAGUGGUAGGGAUUCUUCAAAGAGAAGUGGUUCUUUCCAUCAUUUCCUUUGCUGUGUGUCUGGCAUGUGCACAUGAGAUUGUAGGCUUAUAUGUUCUGGGUUUUAGCCAGGUUGCAACAGCUGCCAACUACUUACUUGUGUGCCUCAUUGGGGCAUACUUUGGGUUUGGUCGUUUGCUCAAUUAUAUCACUAAAGCAAAGAUUACUCUACCUGGUACUGGUCUAACCAAGAAAAACAAACUUACUGCUGCACAGGCACAGGACAAAAAUGAUAUGGUGAUAAUUGGCUUGGUGAUGAACUUACUUUCUGCAAGUGUCUUUGCCUGUCGCUUGCUAGGUGUCAUCUCCACUCUUUUCAAAGGUCAAGUCCCAUGGCUGUGGGUGGCAGGAUUGUAUCAGCUAGGGGUCUGUGUCCUGUCAUAUCGUGCGUUUGACACCCUGUCUGCUACUUUUUAUGGUUUUGCUUCAGUUUUGAAAUUUGCUGAAGGUUAUGCCCUCCUCCUGACCACCUGGUACCAAGUGCUUGAUUUCCCUGUUGCCUUUCCUAUUGUCUUCUCAAUCCUCUUCUUUACACUGGCACUUUUCUGCACCCAGAAAUGCCUGCUGGAAGGUUUCUAUUUAUUGUUCUAUGUUUCUUACUGCAUUUCCAUUGCAGCCCAAAGUAAUGGAUUUUUCCAGGCAGGGGCACAAGGGGUUCAAGCAGCAAUUUUUAUUGCUUCUGCCUUUAUGCUGUUCAUCUACUUGCAAAAUAUGGCUUCACCUUGGAGGAUUCCAACUGGAGAUGGAGUAAUAAAAGAACUGCUUGCCAGAACGAAUACUCUCACAUUAAGACAACACAACAAAGACUUCCAUGCCCCCUACUUAGGAUACUCAAAGUAUGCAGAUGCUGAAGUGCUUGGUUAUGGCUGUAGUGUACUGGCUGCUUUUGCAAUGAUUGUCUCUUUGGGACCUGAUGGCCCUUUGGGUGCCAUGGUUCUUCCUUGGGUGGUGAUGGCUGGUGGAGUUCUUCAGCUUCUAUCUGGCUCGGUUGCAUUUGCACGUGGCAAAACUUUGGAGAGCACUGCAUUUAUUUUGUAUGGCAUCAUGUGGGUAGUAUGGGGACUGACUAGGUAUGGCGGACUCUAUGGUGGUACUAGAGGGUUCAAUGUGGCAGUGGGUAUUAUUUGCUUUAUGCUGUUUAACUGCUUUGUGAUUAUUGGUACACUGUUCCUUAGCAAGGCAUGGUUCACAUAUUCUUUGAGUUUUGAAUUUAUCUUGAUCAGCUUCUUGCUUGAUGCUAUCAGUGCCUUACCUUUUGGAUAUGACAUUGGUAUUACAGUCAUCUUUGGAUUGGUCAGCUUUUACUGUUUUGUGGCCAACCUUUUCAACAGUAGUUUUGAAAAUCCCAAUUUGCCUCUUGGAGAACCUUUCAUCAAGCUGAGUGGCUAUGGAGGAGGAAGCAACAAGUGCCUUCAUGUGCCUGCCCGGAAAGCCACAUCAGUCCGAGCUAUAGCAGAAAUCAUGAAAAAUGGUGGCACUUGUGGGAUGCCUUCAGAUACGGUGUAUGUCCUAGUUGCUGCUUGUAACCGACCGGAUGCAGUCGAAAAGGCUUAUAGUGCAAAGGUACAUGCAGAAGACAGGCCCAUGUCACUCUGGAUAUCUAGCAUCAAGCAAUUAGAACCUGUCAGGCACCUGAUAAACCCAAUCUUGUGGGACUUCAUGGAAGCAGCAUGGCCCUCCUCUAUUAGUAUGGUCAUCCCUCGAGGUGAGUGGCUUGACUAUUUUGGCUUGAAGCAUGCAGCAAAAUACAUUGGAACUCCCCAGAGCAUUGCCAUUCGCAACCCAAACUGCACCGUCGCAACACACCUUAUGGAUUUGGUCGGCCCCAUUGCUGUGAUGUCGGCAAAUCCAACAGGUGAAGCAGACACCACACAUCACAACCAGGUCUAUGCUAGGCUUGGAAAUAAGGUGGAUGGGGUUUUGUGUGAUGGUCCUUCACCAGAAAAUAUCGCCUCUACUGUUGUUGAUUGUACCAAAAUACAUACUGGCAACAUAGGCUUCUUCCGAAUUGGAAUCUACCCUAGAUCACAGGUGCUGCAGCUGUUUCAAAAUGUCCUUAAGAAACACAAGAAAGGUGUCGACAACUUUGCCUUUAUCUCAGAUAUCCCAGAGGAGACUGUCUCUCCUGCAGCAUCUGAUCAAAAUAAGCAGAGUCUUCAAAUAGUGUAUGAAAGGGAAGACGAAGAAGAAUAGAAAGUAAACAAAGACUCUACUAUGUAACACACUUGGGAACGUGUUUCUACCUGUGUGCUAUGCAAUUGUGAGGAAAACAAAAUGAAGUACUUGCUGCCUUAAAAUAAUGGCACCCUUGAAGAAGAGUCAAAUCAGGCACCUACUGGGAACAAGCAAGAAGGCCUGGCUUCCAUGCAGUAUUUGUCACUGACUAGGCAAAAUGAAUCCUGUGACCUCCAUGAAUGCUUGCCACCUGCUCUGAACACCUGCUCUAUAAGAAAUAACUGUAAGCAAAAUGCCCUGCGCAUCAUUCUAUAAUUGCACAUAAUCAGUAGUAUAAUAAACCUAAGACAAUUUACCAAGAAAAUUAUGAGAUGAACUGUAGCCAAUAAUUGUAUGCCAUUCAGUUGUCCUUUCUGUAAAAAAAUAUGUGGCAGCUAAGCUGAGUUCCCAGGUGCAUCCGUGUUAUCAGAAAUUUAACACCAGAUCUCUUCUUGUUUCAAAAAUGAGACUUUUUAUUUGCCAAAUAUCAAAUUUGGCUGUAUUUUUUCUGCAAGCAUGUAUUGUAUUAGAGACAUGUACAAAGAUUGUCAUACAAAUGUGAAUAAUGUAUAAAGCAAUGUAUGUUCAUGUAAAUACAUUUUGUAAAAUAGUCUAUUGUGGUACACCUGUACUUACUGUAUGUUAAGACUUUUUGUUAUAAAUAUUAAACCCAAUACUGUUUCCAAGUGUUAUUUCUAUAAUGUUAUGUAAGUCACUAAAUGUUGCAUGAAGGUGAAGUGUUUAGUGCUGCUGCCUCAUAGUUUAAAUAUCCCAGGUUCAAGCCCAGGCCAGCUUACUGCCUGAUUUAAGAUUUUGCAGUUCUCUCGGUGUUCACCUUGGCUUUUCACAGUUGAAUCCACUCUGCUCCAAACUGCCAAACAUAGACAUGUUAGUCAGGCUUGUUUCUAGCAUCCUGUUUACCUGUAAAAUGAAUCAUUUAUUAUCAUGUCAUGUAUUUUGCACUACCUGCCAUCUGCAAUUUAUGUUAAUUAAUGCAAUGAUAAUGUAAGAUUUUAUUAUUUUGUCCCAAACUCAGUGGAAAACAACGUAAUGGUAUUUGCUCUGUCUCUGAAUGAUGUCAACUCAAGUUGAAAAAAGUGAUCGAAAAACAAUAAGUUGAACGUUUAUUUGCUCAUAAUAUUAAAUCUAACUUAUUACUAUUUUCUGUUUUUUAGUAA
Messenger RNA from Polypterus senegalus (gray bichir), 3829 nucleotides. RefSeq lists its product as uncharacterized. The transcript is spliced from 9 exons. Gene Ontology annotation, cellular component: cytoplasm. NCBI's taxonomy places the organism in Eukaryota, Metazoa, Chordata, Cladistia, Polypteriformes, Polypteridae. The coding region runs from base 33 to 2630 and encodes 865 amino acids. Gene Ontology annotation, molecular function: double-stranded RNA binding; tRNA binding; nucleotidyltransferase activity. The record is from RefSeq and is a predicted model, not a curated record. Gene Ontology annotation, biological process: regulation of translational fidelity.